Pisolithus orientalis is the source of this 1419-nucleotide messenger RNA. RefSeq lists its product as uncharacterized. Bases 1 to 1419 code for a protein of 472 amino acids. The transcript has 9 exons. The record is from RefSeq and is a predicted model, not a curated record. NCBI's taxonomy places the organism in Eukaryota, Fungi, Basidiomycota, Agaricomycetes, Boletales, Pisolithaceae.
AUGACUAAGCCCUGUCUUUGUGUAGGUUACCAGCCUCAUACACCAUUUCCUAUUGCACUAGGCUCCAUGCUCCCAACUCUGCCCAGCAUCACACCUGUGACAACUGGUAAGGAAGUGCCAUCUCACAGUAUCAGCAGUUCGUCACAUAUGCCCAGGUCCCUAGCUAGCUUGCAUGGGCCUCCCUCAACACCAUUAUCUUCAUCAUCCCAUCUUGAGCUUCAGCCAGAGAAGGAUUCUGUAGAGUCAGAGAGCCAGGAACAUUCUCUCCACCAUGAACUAGUGACAACUAAGGAGAUAUGCCAGCAAUUACUUGAGUCCAUAAAUUCACUCAGCAAUGUUUCUGGUGGGAUGAAUGUCAAUGAUCCAUUCUUAAUACUACUGCAUCAAGUUCACCAGGACUACACAGUGCCUCACUAUAGUGCCAAUGAACUCCCAAAUGUCAAGUACUUCUGGAAAGCAAAUUUUCUCUGUGAUCACCACAAUGGCCAUGGAUACUUGAAAACUAAAUUUGGGUAUGCCCCUCCAACAUGGGCCAAGGUAUCCUCACCAGCACUCAAGUUCUUUGCACAUUCUAUGUGGAUUAAGUUCAGUGCCUUCUGUUACUGCGCAGAUAAUUGGAAGGACAACAUGUUCAUGUCCAUGUACUAUCCUGGUUGGACUGGCCACUCCCAUGAUUCCGAAGGCAUUGCUCUGGAUAUCAAGGAAGAGAGAAGUACUCCAAUGUUGCCAAAUGAAACAAUUCUGCAAAAGCAACCACAAUCAAUUUCUCUACCUCUGACUCCACAGUUCACAAAGAAGAAAAAGGAAGUACAACUAGAAACCCCACUCUCAGGCUCCAGUGGCAGUUCUUCACAUGUUGAUCUUACUGUGGCAGACCAGAACAGUCCUGCCAAUGUUGUCCAAGAUGACAACCUCAUUGAUGAUGCAUACAAAUGCAUCAAGCCAGAACUAAUGACUCAACCAGUAGGCUUGCAAGCAUUGGUCCUCUGCCAACUUCUUGGAGGACUUAACUCAGCAAACUUGACAGAAAUCAAUGUGAUUGCCACUGACCCAAUGCUGGCACCUGCCACUCCAGUCUCACACCCUAACCCAAUGCCAGCACAUGCCACUCCAGUCUCACACCCUAGGCCUUUGUGCAAAGAAGAAGCACAGUGUGACAGACAGAAACUUGACAAUGCAUGCAAGUCAGACUUCCACAACACCCUGGAACUUAUGUGCAAUCAAUUGGUGCAAGGAACACAAGGGCAGGACUGUUGUGGAGGUAAGGAGUACAAGAGGAAAGCCACCAUGGUGAAAGAAAUGAAGAAGAAUGCUAUGCAGUCAAUGUUGUCCUCAACUGUCUCAGUUCACAUAUCCAAUGGCAGAAGGUCAAGCAACCCAGAAGCCUUGAAUAUUCCAUCUGCCAUCUUCAAUGUUUAG